CCACUUCAGCUCUUGCACAGGCACAGCCACACGGUUUCCUCCAACCAGGGAGGAGAGACACACACCAACCCUUGUCUUAGCUCAUUCCCAACGUGGAAAAGGACAGGAAAGAUACCAUAUCAAAUCAGCAGAUUCCAGCAAAUCAUCUACGGAUCAUUUUCCGUGCCGAAUGCGUGUUAAAGAGCGCGCUCAGUGCGGCACACAUCAUCAGGCAGACUGUGCUUUAUUGCCAUAGCAGCAGCGCGAGCUGCCUGUAGCUGGCACAGGAGCUAGCGACGAAACAAAGGAAACACUCACUAAAUAAAUACGUCUACUGAGCAAACUGCUUCCCUGUUCUUUAAGGAGGAGAAGGCAAGACCUCGAAGACCAAAACUGACAUGAUGUUUCCACAAUCCAGGCACUCGGCUUCAUCGCAGCAGCUGAAGUUCACAACGUCCGACUCGUGCGACCGCAUCAAGGACGAGUUCCAGUUCCUUCAAGCACAAUACCACAGUCUGAAGCUCGAAUGUGACAAGCUGGCCAGUGAGAAGUCAGAAAUGCAACGUCAUUAUAUCAUGUACUAUGAGAUGUCCUAUGGGCUGAAUAUCGAAAUGCACAAGCAGGCAGAGAUCGUGAAGAGAUUAAAUGGGAUCUGUGCUCAAGUCUUGCCUUACCUGUCUCAAGAGCACCAGCAGCAGGUUCUGGGGGCGAUAGAGAGAGCCAAACAGGUCACCCCACCAGAGAUGAACUCCAUCAUACGGCAGCAGCUCCAGGCUCACCAGCUCUCUCAGCUGCAGGGGCUGGCACUGCCCAUGACCCCUCUCCCUCUGGGUCUCAGCCAACCGGCCGGCCUCCCCGCCGUCACCUCCAGCUCCGGCCUCUUCUCCCUCUCCAGCAUCCUGGCCUCUCAAGCCCAGCUGGCCAAGGAGGACAAGAGCACACGCGAGACCUCCGACAGCCACCGCGAGGAAGACGGAGACAAGUCCGACUAGUUGCCCAGCCGCCAAACCCGUUCCUUCGUCCAGUCAACAUCCAGAGCUCAACAUAGAGCAGAGGCACUUGUUUCCCUUUUUCUUUUUUAUCUUCCCUCUAAAUUCCUACUGUGUUCACAUGCCUAACGUUAUUCGUUCUGGUUCAUUCCCGCAGCUUACUAUAUGUAUUUAUACCAAUCCACCUUUUUAUUGUGUUACUGAUGCUUGAUUUGAUUAUCUUUACACUAUUUCUUGCCUGCGUGUGUGUGUGUGUGUAUAUAUAUAUAUAUAUAUAUACAAUUGUAUAUUUCUUAUGCUAGUUGUGGAAAUGGUCUUGAGAAUGGUGCAACCGUUAAUGGACCAUCGACCCUUCAGUAAUAAUUCCUUUUUGUUUUUUUCCCCCCUGCUCCUCUUAAAAUCUUUCACCUUUUAAAGCUACAAUCUACAAUAACUGAGUCAAAAGCACUUUGGCCCUAGGCAGUAACUCUGAGACUAAAAGCAACUUUGCAUCUAAAAACUUAGCCGCAGCAUAAUCCAUUUAUAGUUUAAACGAUCGGUGUUAUUUCUCGAAGGCACGACUGUUGAAUCUAUCCUACCUUAAAGGGAUGGUUCAAGUAAAAAUGAGGUUUUAUUUUUAUGUUGUUCAAAAAUUAUUUUACCUAUACAGUCUUCUGUGGAACACAAAAGGAGAUGUUUUGAAGAAUGUUCACACUGCUCCUUUCCAUACAAAGAAUGGGGACCGAGAAAAAAAAUCCUAGUCCCUAUGACUUGUGUAUUAAAUUUGAAUUGUUCUGAAGCCAUUUGUGUGUAAAACUCAAAUUGAAGAUGUUAUUCACUGGAAAUGUUGCUUGAUAGUGUCACCAUUUAUUUUUUUUUGUAUGGAAAAGAGUGUGUAUUCCACAGAAAACAUCUUUUGUACUUCAAAAGAUGACAUGAGAGUGAGUAAAUGAUGAUCAAAUCUUGUGGAAGAAAAGAUUUGAAGAAAUGCUACUCCUUGAGAAUGAAUGGGGACCAAAAAAUAAACUAGGCCACAUGGCCAUGUUUUGAAGCAAUUUGUUUGAGAAAUGUAAAAACGUAAGGCGUUAACUGGAAAUUUAGCUUGAUAGCUGUGGUCACCAUUCCCUUUCAUUAAAUGGGAAAGCUCUAAACAUCUCCUUUUGUGUUCCGCUGAAGAAAGUAAUCCAGAUUUAGAACGACAUGAGGGUGAAAAAAUGAUGAUUGAAUCUUCCUGUUGUUUUCAAACCUAUUUGACUGUUUUGAGGAAUGUCAAAGCUGCUCCUUUUCAUGCAAUGAGUGUCAAUGGGGACCAAAAUGAAAAAAAGCAUCAUAAAACUAGUCCAUUUUUAUCUGAAAAAGUCGUUAUUUAUUGAAAAUUUAGUUUGUUUGUUGUGGUCACCAUUCACUUUCAUUGUGUGGACAAGAGCAGCUUGAACAUUGCUCAAAACAUCUCCUUUUGUGUUCCACUGAAGAAUGAAUGUCAUACAGGUUUGGAACAACAUGAGGGUGAGUAAAUGACAUUUUUGUGUGAACUGUCCUUUUAAACUGCUUGACGAGACGUGAUGAAUAGUGUUGAAAUGAAGAAAGAACAUUUCUACAAGGCCAUUCAACGUACGUACUGUAUAUCUAUAUUCCUGUUUGCCUGAUUUCUGAUGUGUUUGGAAGCUGUGUUGUGCUGUCUUAGACAGAGAAUAUUAGACGAAUCCUCUGAGAAGCUAGCUACCCUGCUCACUAAGUGAAAAGGGAUGCUGUUUAAAAUAUAUUUUUGGUCUUCUUUUAUAGUAAUGUUGAUUGUCUACAUGGUGAAAGUCAUGUUGUUUUCUUUCUAAGUUUAGUUGUAAGAGAAAAGGUAUUUGAAAAAUGAGAAGCACCUUCUUUAAACAUCUAUUUUUCGUUGUUUUGAUCGCACUACAGAAACAUGAAGUAUGUGAAAUCAUAUCUAUAAUCCCAACAAAGAGAAAAGAAAUUUAGCACAUUGCUUUCUUAAGUGGUCUUAAGGUAAAAGCUUGGAUGCGAUCGUUAUUUUGCUUUCUCCUAGUGUGAUAUUGUAGUAUGAGAUUCUACCAAGAGGGGGCAGUAAGUCCAUAGCAAGUCCACACUAAGACCCUCAGGGUCACUUUAGUUUGAAGUUGUGCUAUUUUAGGUGUCCUAUGUAUGUUUCUGCAAACAUAUGAUAUGAAAUAUGCUUCUUUUGACAUGCCCACAAAAUAAAUAACCGGUCUAACAUUUAUCCAAUCAGAAGA
This is a messenger RNA of Pimephales promelas (fathead minnow), 3190 nucleotides long. RefSeq names its product TLE family member 5, transcriptional modulator (gene tle5). Gene Ontology annotation, cellular component: transcription regulator complex; nucleus. Gene Ontology annotation, biological process: regulation of DNA-templated transcription; negative regulation of canonical Wnt signaling pathway. Gene Ontology annotation, molecular function: protein binding; transcription corepressor activity. The record is from RefSeq and is a predicted model, not a curated record. Lineage: Eukaryota; Metazoa; Chordata; Actinopteri; Cypriniformes; Leuciscidae.